This is a messenger RNA of Plasmodium adleri (nom. inval.), 393 nucleotides long. RefSeq names its product cytochrome b5-like heme/steroid binding protein, putative. Lineage: Eukaryota; Apicomplexa; Aconoidasida; Haemosporida; Plasmodiidae. Gene Ontology annotation, molecular function: heme binding. The transcript is spliced from 6 exons. The record is from RefSeq and is a predicted model, not a curated record. The coding region runs from base 1 to 393 and encodes 130 amino acids.
AUGAAAGAAAAUGAUAAGUACAAGCUGAAUGUAUUAAGUGUCGAAAAUACAAGCUCGGAUGAUUCUUUAAAAAAUAAACGAAAAACGCGAAAGGAAACUAAUCCAUUAGGUUAUAUUGCUUUGUCUGAAGAACUUAAAAAUGAUAUCGCAAAACCAGAUAAACCAAUAACAAAAGAAGAGGUAGCUAAACAUAAUAAAAAAGAUGAUGCUUGGGUAAUUUAUAAAAAUAAAGUAUAUGAAGUUACCCAUUAUCUUAAACAUCACCCGGGAGGAAAAAGAAUUUUAUUAGGUAAAUCCGGAAAAGAUGUCACCAAAUAUGUUAAUAAGAUGCAUCCUUGGGUUAAUGUAGAAGAAAUUUUAAAACAUUCAUUUAUUGGAUAUUUAGAAGAAUAA